This is a messenger RNA of Crotalus tigris (Tiger rattlesnake), 7485 nucleotides long. It is a transcript of the gene CBX7, whose product is annotated as chromobox 7. Bases 906 to 1652 code for a protein of 248 amino acids. Gene Ontology annotation, cellular component: PRC1 complex. The transcript is spliced from 6 exons. The record is from RefSeq and is a predicted model, not a curated record. Gene Ontology annotation, biological process: negative regulation of transcription by RNA polymerase II. Lineage: Eukaryota; Metazoa; Chordata; Lepidosauria; Squamata; Viperidae.
CUCCUACUUGACAGACGAUAUUCCUUUUGGCUUCAUUUUUGAAUAUUGCUGUUCUAGAAACUUCCCACGACUACCACCUUGCGGAUGCCGAUUAUACCGAUAUCAGAAUAAGGUUUGGUUUAAAGAAUGGGUGAUUCGCUAUCCUCUGCGGAGCAAAACACAAAAUUCAUUUUGAGACAGAAUGCGCUUUUAUGGAAAAGCGCGUUCACUUUGGAGAGCCAUGGGAUUUCAUGAAUAAGGUGCCUGUCAUUGAUGCAACUGUUUUUGCAGGGCGCUCCUACUACGCAUUUUUCCUUCCUCAAAAGGAGAACUCAGUGCAAUAAGGAGUACUCCCAGGAAAAUGUGUGCACAAAACCUGCAGCGAUUUCGCUCUUUUUGUGGGAAUUGUCAUGCCAUCGCUCCAGGGCUGAUCUCUGUACUGCGCCAACUCCGAACAUCAGUGGGUAAAACACCAGCCGUAAAAGAACGAAGCCUUUUUCUCCAAUGUCUCUCUUUUCGUUGCUUAAUUCAAUCCUAUUUCCCUGGAGUUCACCCCCCCCCCCAAAUCCAAGGCUGGCCUUUGUUAGGCCUGCGGUGCGAAUCGGGACUUGUCUCACGCUCGCGCAGGUUCCUUGGGGGUGGAGCAGGUCUAAAGCAGGAGCGGUUUCCGUGCGCCCGGCUCCGCUGACAAACUAGCGCUCGCCAGAAGGGGAGGGCGGGGGCUCGCUCGCUCUUCUCUCGCGCGCGCUUGGGAAAAUGUUACGCAGGUUCUAAAAUGGAACGUUAGCGGCGGCGUGAUUGAGCUCUGGAGUGGGGGCUCGGAGUAAGUAAGAGCGAGAACAAACAGCUAUAGCCGGCACGCAGUCGGAUACUUCCCUCAAUCUGCGAGCAGCCGCUGCCUUUGCCACCUCCUUCUUCCUCCCUGUAUGGAGCUUUCCGCUAUUGGGGAGCAGGUGUUUGCUGUGGAGAGCAUCAGGAAGAAGCGCGUAAGAAAGGGUAAGGUGGAAUAUCUGGUGAAAUGGAAAGGAUGGCCCCCCAAGUACAGCACGUGGGAACCUGAGGAACACAUUCUUGACCCUCGUCUGGUGAUGGCUUAUGAAGAAAAGGAAGAACGAGAGCGUACCUCAGGUUACAGAAAGAGAGGUCCCAAACCCAAGCGCCUGUUGCUGCAGAGACUAUAUAGCAUGGACCUGAGGAGUGCCCACAAAGGGAAAGAGAAACUCUGCUUUUCUCUGUCCCGGAGGUUUGGGGGAGGAGGAAACGACUUGGCAGGGGCCAAGGGAGGGCAGACAGAACUGUCUGAGAAGAGUGGCGGAGCGGUCCUGCCCUUUCCUCUUCGGAAACAGAGCAAGAACCAGAAGUACCUGCGCCUUUCACGGAAGAAGUUCACCCGCAUGUCAAGCCUGGAGAAUCGGAAUCGUCGUCGAGAAUUUUUCUUGAAGGAACCCAUGGUUCUUGAGGACAGGCAGCCACCCAAUGAUUGGGAUGAUGUAACACAACCUGCUACCAAGGAAGUGGGCCCAGAGACAGCAGAAGUCCCUUUUUCCUGGACCCCUGCAUUGCCCCCAAAUGAAGUGACCGUUACAGACAUCACAGCAAACUCAAUUACCGUGACUUUCAGAGAAGCUCAGAUGGCAGAAGGCUUCUUCCGAGACCGGAGUAUCCAAUUCUAAAUCUGCUGUUUGUUAACUUUUCUUUCUCUCUCUUGGUCUUUCCUCAUUAAGGGAAUUUUUGAGUUUGAGUUAUUCUUGCAUUCCCAGUCAGGUUCCAUUACACUUUCAGUGACAUUAUUUAGAAAAAGAGAAUGCGGGGGGCGGGGGGGGGGGAAUCCCUUUACAAAAGUUUACAGAGCAUUUUAAUUUUUUGGACAAGUGAUCAUACUGACAUUCUUUUUGGUUGUAUUCAUCUUUGAAAUACAUGAAGCCAAGGUAAAGCAAUGUGAGGAGUACCUGUGCUUUCCCCCCUUCAUUUGUUACUAUAGAUAGAAAAAGAGUGUAUAGAUAUAUUACUUGUCUGUUGUUGCUUUGUUUGUCUGGGAGACUGAAGCUUUUUUCACUGGCAAAGAUACUUAUUCAUGGUGCAUUGUGGAAAAAUGUCAAUUUCUUAGUUAUGGCACAAACCUUCUGCACUCAAAAUUAAGGGCUCAGUGUCUGAAAUAGGAAAGAGGCCAAAUAUAAAAAUCCCUGACCUCUUCCAAGUUCAGUGGACUUUUCUAGGUCAAGCUGUUUCCCUGAUCUGCUUCCCUCCAGGUGCAUAUAUAAAAACAUUACUCCUCUUUUUCUUUUGGGUGUCUGCCUUUCAGUUCUUAAUGCUUUUUCAUUUAUUAGUACUGUUGAUGAUUGGGCUUGCUGCCAUUCAUGAUGCUUCCAGAGAUCCUAUAAUUUAGAGAAGCAACUACAGCUGGUAUACUGGCUUUUGGGGUUUGGGCUUCCAAAGAAUUGUGCUGGUUUUUUUCUUUGCUUAUGGUUUAUUAAUAACAGGAGCACAAGAAAAAGGUAUUGCUAUAAUCAGGCAUACCAGUAUAAGAGAAGCCUAGCUUAUUACUUAUCUGAUGAGGUAAGCCAAGUAGUUUUUAUGGUCUUUUCCUAGGAAGCCUGCAGCUUUUCAGCAGAAUAGGAAUGCCUCAGUAAUUGGCACUGACAACUGUACAGUAUGUAGUCAUAAACAUGUUUCCAUGUGUCCUUGAGUAUGACAAUGGCUUGGAUGGAAUUGUUACAGAUCCCAAAAAUUCUGUCUUACUUCAGAUGCCUUUGUAAUAUGCAAUAGGAGGGCUUACUAUCUAAUUAGAUAUAUAGUUGGUUCUUGAUAUAUAUGAAAUUUGAAUUGCUUAUUGGAGACUUGGCUUAUAUCCAUUUGCAGGUUUGUAGAUAGAUGUAGAGAGUGGACAUGUUUUAGCAUAUAUGCAUUGUUGAUCCCUGAAAAAAUUCUGGAACACCAAAUAUACUCCAAGAGGAAAAGAUACAACCAGUUUCUAAAACAAAAAACAACCCAAGAAUUUAGCUCCUUCAAUUAGCUUUAUAUAUGUUUCUUGUUCCCUAUGCAGUUAAUUACCUGACACACACAAAAGGAAUUGCCUGGUAUAUUUAACCUUUUAAACAGGUAAAUAAUUGGGAGACUUUUUUUUUUGAAACGGAUUCUCUUUUAGGGAAGCCUCAUUGGACAUCUGGUUGUCAGUUUGAUACUAUUAAGUACACUUAAAAGGAUAUUUGGACUCUGUAUCUCUGUGUAUGAAACUAUAUUUUGCUAGGCUUCAAAUGGUUUGAGAAACACUGCAUUAACAUUCUGUUCUUACUCAAGUUGGUGGGAUAUUGUGGCUUCAACUUCCAUUACAUGACCAUUGUUAAUAAAUUAACUUCAUGCGUCUACAGUAUGGGAAUGUUGCAUGAGUUAAAAGUGGAAGUAGUGAUGGAGUAAAGGAUUUUUAGUAGAGUCAAAACAAUUAUCAGUUUUGUCUAGAAAUUUAAUCAAAAGUGGCAUUGGCACUGAUUUUAUUGUACUAACUGAUCCAAUACAGGAUGAGAAAUACUAGAGCAGAGAAAUGGAUUGGAAGAUAAGUAUGAGACAAAAAUCUAAUUUUAAUAAUUUGUUCUCCAAAGGACACUAUUUGAUUUCUUCCUCAUAUUGGUACUUCUGUAUAUUUUUCUGUACAAAUAUUUUAUGAAGAUCUCUGCCAGGAGAAGCUGCUUGCAGUUAUAUAGGACUCUGUCUUGCACUUUAGUAUCUUGAAAUUUGUGCUGGACUUCUUUGUGAAUGCUUUGUUUUGUUUUACAAAAACUGUUGUACCUAUGAAUUGUAUAGCUUUAGCAUAUGUUCUUGUGCAUAUGUGCUUCUUUUAAGUUUGCUUGAACAGAUGAACUCUAGAAAAUAAUUUUCCUAUGGAAAGUGACAAUGGAAUGGUAGAAGGUAGAACUGCAAUCCAAACCCUAGUUUUCAAAGAAUUUAAGAUCAGUUGAAAUGAAGAUGUCUUGCUUUACUUAAAAAAGAGAGAGAGAGAGUAAAGAUUGAAAGGAAAAACGAACGUGUAUAGCAUGUUCUAAUGCAUCUUUUGAUCACUUAUUUGUUUACUGAUCUCAACUUUUUAACCCACAAAAAUGCUUUUCCCUUUGAUUGAUGAAAUUCUUGAUUAAUUAAGAACUAAUUUAAUUUAAGAUUUAUAAAAAUAGAAAUGUUAAAAUCAUGUGAGGCGUCUACAACUAAUCUUCCAUCAAGACUUUUACUACCAACCUCAUGUCAAAUUCUGGAAGGGUUGAGUUGUUGCUUGCCAACUCAAAGAAGCUAUUUGUUGAUGCUCAGUGCAACAGCUGCAGGUUUUUUCUUUCUCAGAAGUUUUAAAGGAAGAGGUGUCAUUAUGGGUCAGAAGGUAUAAAUUGGGAUAGUUCACAUUAUUUCACAGUGACAAAGAAAUAUUGAUUUCUUGAAAGUGGGGAAGGAGUAUAUUCAAUUCCCACCUUUCUGAACUAUUUUAGCCUCCUUUAUUCUACAUUAGAUUACAGGCAGCAUUAACAUAGUAAGAGCCCAAUUCUUCUGAGCUCUUAAUAUGAGUCCCAGAGAAAAUAUGAAAGCUAUGCUUUCCCCAAAGAGUUUAGGCAAUGAAUCAUGACUUAGUAUGAUAAGCAAGCUCCAUUUGUAUGUUAUGUAAGUGAAGCUGGAAACUGAAAUUCUAAGACCUGAUCACCUUCAACUCAAACUUACUAUGUGAUGGCAUAAAUUUAUUAUAGAUUUAAUGACUUAAGGGAAUAAAUACAGUAAUUUUGCUAAGUACGCAGUUGCUAAAGGAUGGUGUUUGUUCGAGAGAGCAGAAGAUCCAGUUUAAUUCAUGCUUAAAAAAAGUUGAGUAUAAGUUGAGUUUAAGAUGAUCUUCAAGAAGAGCAUUGUCAUAUGUAAGUGUAUGAUUAAUGAAUAUACAUUUCAUAUUGUAUCAUUAUAUUUUACACUACAUUGGUAAUGUUUUCUUUGGUUUCUAAGACACAGAAAAUGUGUAGCUUCUCCGUUUCUAGUAACAUUUUGCUAUACUAUUCAGGGUGAGAUACAUUGUUGCUUCAGCAAAAUGUAGCAUUAUUAUGGCUGUAGAUUUUUUGAUCCUUUAGUUUCUCCCAUUUAAAAAAUAUGCCAAAGUGAUUAGUAUAGUACCAACGUUUUUAAAGUUGUUCAGUAGUCAUAAAGUUAGUCCAAGUCCAGUUUGAAAUCUAAUCCUAUUACUGUGUACUUUUUCUUGUUUAAUAUUUCCUAUAUGCAUAGAUAGUUGAGCUGUUCAUAUUUUUGGUGUGCAUGUACUUUAUGUGAGAAGGAGUAUGUAGAGAAAGGGCCAUUUUUUUUUAAAUUUGCUGCAGCUAAGAUGUAUAUAUGCUAUUUGUGCAUAUGCUGUAAUGCCUUGUGCCAAAGAGAAGGUAGGAUCAUUUGAUGUUUCAUGUUUGUAUUUUCAGCAUGAUUUGGAAAAGUAAGCUCUUAAGUUAGAUAACAACAGAGAUAUGAAUAAAUGUAAAAAAAAAAAGAGGGAGAGAGAUAGAUGAAAUUCUGUAUUAAGGAAAUCUAACAUAAAUGUACAUUUGAUAUCCUCCAGUAAUAUAGCACUUUAAUAGAUGCUAUUCCUUGCCAAAAAGAUUCUUUUCCUUAAGCCACUGAGUGAUUAAAGAAAAAAAAACUGCAAUAGUUAUGAAGACUAUUAUAAAUUAUUGUAUAGUUAUGUUGUUGUUGCUUGAUAUGCAGAUUGAUAAUGAAAUAGGAGCAGCUGACAGCUUGGGCUGUCAGUUGCACAAGACAGUACAGCAUUCUUUAAGAAAUGUUAGGAAAUAUGAACUUGUUAAAAAUGUUGAAAUGUACUAAGUUUUCCUUUUCAUUAAUAGGAAACUUUCUUGAAAGAGACAGCCCCUGGUAUGAAAAAUCUAAUAUGAAAAGGCAAAUUUUUAUCACUUCCUGGAGCUAAAGAUUAAACAUGUACAGGUUUAAAACAGAUUUGAAGAAUCCUGAACAAUUUAUAAUUUCAGACCCAUAUAGAUAUUGGGCUCCACACUAGUCUAAAGUUUAACAGUGAACAGAAUUCAUUGGAGGAAGGAAAAUUUUAAUGUAUCAAAAUACAUAUUUUAAUUGGCCCAAGUAAACUUUGCACACAUAUACCUUGUGGGAAGAGAUACAAAGUAUAUUUGCAUUAAUGGUUUUACUUGGCUGUAAUGUAGUAUGUCUGUACAUCUGAUAACCAAUUUGUAGGUUUGUAUUAUGGCAAAACCAAUCUAAAUACAUAAAAGUUGAUACCAAGGGUGUAGGCCUAUGCAUCUUACUGGGAGUAAAUAUUAGUGAGCACAUUGAUGCUUCCUUUUGAAUGUAAGAUUGCACUUUAAAUGCUUAUUUCCAUGUAUUUAGGAAUGGCAUUAUUAAGAUACAAAGUUAGCCAUUGUAGACCCCAAGCUGCUAAUUCUUUUAUAAAUUGUGAUUAGACCUUUCAGACCUAACUGCACAGUAUGUUCCUCAUUUUAGAAAAAAGAGAAUGACUGUUCUUUAGAACAAUUCCAAACUUCCCUUGAACUCAAAAAACUUUCCAGAUACCAGCAAUAAGUUAUUUCUGAUAGAUUCCUGCAGCUUUGUGCAUGCUAGUCAAACGCAGCCUUGUAACACUCUUCCAUUUAUGUCUGUAUAUAUGAUGUAUAUUUUAAUGCAUAUUUUUUAGAGUUCAUCUUUCCCUAACAAAUUGCACUUUAAUAACUUAUUAGAGAUGUGGAGCUGCAUCCAGCUAUUUUAUGGGAUUAUAAAUAGUUCAGCAGCUUUUUCUUAAUGGCUGUUACAGUCUUUCAUAUUUUUUUUGAAAAAGUGUGGUCAAAAAUGCCACAAAAUUAAAAAUUUAAAAAAUCAGAACAGGGCAUUAUUAUUGUCUACUGAACUUAGAAAACAUUUUAGUGCCAAGAACAUCCCAUUUAAGAGGGUUUGAGUUGUGUUCUUGUUGUUUGCACUGUGUGAUGUGUCAGAGUGACUGCCUGAAUUAAUUGCUUAUUCCUAUAAUCUUGUUUUCUUUGGGAUAGAUAUGGCAAUGUAUUUGGUGGAUGGGAGAAAAACAGACCAGGUGUGUUGUUUUAUUUUCCUGUGUAUUAUUUUGGGAGGGGACGUUAACCCCUCAUUAAUGGCAUGGUACUUGAGUUGAUAUUUUCCUGACCCCAGUGCCCAAGUUACCUUUGCACACAAAAGCUUCCUUUGCACAGAAUGAGCUUCUUGGGAGUUUUGUACAGACUAAUUGAAUGUAUUGGAAAGGGAAGAGUUCAGGGAACAAAUUCCAAACAAAAAUUUUAAAAUGUAGAAAUUGCAGUUUUAAUGCCUUUUUGUGAGUGUUUGCUGCGAAAAGAGAUUGUAAUACAAACAAGGAGGACAGAGCAAAUUUUAAUUGAUGCAAUGUGUUGCUUUAUUUUUGUACUGAUGAUGGUUAAAAGAGUGUACAACAUCUAUUUAUUUAGAUGAUUUAUGUGGUAAAUGUUGCAAAUAAGGCUAUCAAAGAGCAUUAAAUGAGAACUGACAUUUAGCUAA